This is a messenger RNA of Meriones unguiculatus (Mongolian gerbil), 1824 nucleotides long. Its product is annotated as cytochrome P450 2D26. Bases 223 to 1752 code for a protein of 509 amino acids. The record is from RefSeq and is a predicted model, not a curated record. Gene Ontology annotation, biological process: arachidonate metabolic process; xenobiotic metabolic process. The transcript is spliced from 10 exons. Gene Ontology annotation, cellular component: cytoplasm; intracellular membrane-bounded organelle. Gene Ontology annotation, molecular function: oxidoreductase activity, acting on paired donors, with incorporation or reduction of molecular oxygen, reduced flavin or flavoprotein as one donor, and incorporation of one atom of oxygen; iron ion binding; heme binding. NCBI's taxonomy places the organism in Eukaryota, Metazoa, Chordata, Mammalia, Rodentia, Muridae.
CCUCCUCACAAAGUGCCCUCCUUCGGAGUUGAGGCUCCUCACAGCUCCCCCUCCUCCUCAGAGUGGAUCCUCCUCAGCUCUUCCUCUGAGCUCCUUUGCCUCCUAUCCUCGUGGGGCUCCGGACACCUCUUGUCUCCUCUGCUGGGCUUCAGAACGCAUCGCAUCGGCGUCGGUGUCUGAGGAAGGUGUUUCCAGAAGAGUCUGGGAGGCAGUGAAGCGGCCAUGGGUCUGCUGGCUGGAGAGAACCUGUGGCCUGCGCUCAUCUUCACGGCCAUCUUCCUGCUUCUGCUGGACCUGAUGCACCGGCCCAAGUUCUGGACCUCCCGCUACCCUCCAGGCCCCAUGCCACUCCCUGGGCUGGGAAACCUGCUUCAGCUGGACUUCGAGAACAUGCCAUAUACCAUGUCCAAGCUUCGACAGCGCUAUGGUGACGUGUUCAGCCUGCAGAUGGCCUGGAAGCCUGUGGUUGUGAUCAAUGGACUGAAGGCCGUGCGGGAAGUGCUGGUGACCUGUGGAGAGGACACUUCUGACCGCCCUCCAGUGCCCAUCUACAAUCACCUGGGCUAUGGGCCCAAAUCAAAAGGUGUCGUUUUUGCACCGUAUGGGCCCGAGUGGCGAGAGCAGCGGAGAUUCUCUGUGUCCACCCUGCGUGACUUCGGCCUGGGCAGGAAGUCUCUGGAGCAGUGGGUGACAGAGGAGGCUGGCCACCUCUGUGACGCCUUCAUCCAGGAGGCUGAACACCCCUUCAACCCCAGCACCCUGCUGAGUAAAGCUGUGAGCAAUGUGAUUGCGUCCCUCGUUUAUGCCCGUCGCUAUGACUAUGAAGACCCUUUCUUCAACUGGAUGCUCAAAACCCUGAAGGAAAGUUUUGGAGAGGACACUGGCUUCAUUGGCGAGGUGCUGAAUGCACUCCCAAUGCUCCUUCGAAUCCCUGGGCUGCCUCAAAAAGCUUUCCCCAAGGUGAAUUCAUUCAUAGCCUCACUGGAUACAAUGUUGACUGAGCACAAGACAACCUGGGAUCCUACCAAGCCACCCCGAGAUUUGACUGAUGCCUUCCUGGCUGAGGUGGAGAAGGCCAAGGGGAAUCCUGAGAGCAGCUUCAAUGAAAGGAACCUGCGCAUAGUGGUGGCCGACCUGUUCACGGCGGGGAUGGUGACCACGUCAACCACACUGUCCUGGGCCCUGCUGCUCAUGAUCCUGCACCCGGAUGUGCAGCGUGAGCCUGGCUGGCUUGUGAGGGAGGGUCGAGUGCAACAGGAGAUCGAUGAAGUCAUAGGGCAGGCGCGGCGUCCAGAGAUGGCUGACCAGGCCCACAUGCCCUACACCAAUGCUGUGGUCCAUGAGGUGCAGCGCUUUGCGGACAUCGCCCCAAUGAAUUUGCCACACCUGACCUCUCGUGACAUCGAAGUGCAGGGCUUCCGCAUCCCCAAGGGGACCACCCUCAUCCCCAACCUGUCCUCCGUGCUGAAGGACGAGACUGUGUGGGAGAAGCCUCUCCAGUUCCAUCCUGAACACUUCCUGGAUGCUCAGGGCCACUUUGUGAAGCAUGAGGCCUUCAUGCCAUUCUCAGCAGGCCGCCGAGUAUGCCUGGGGGAGCCCCUGGCCCGCAUGGAGCUCUUCCUGUUCUUCACCUGCCUCCUGCAGCGCUUUAGCUUCUCGGUGCCUGAGGGACAGCCCCAGCCCAGUGAUUAUGGCAUCUUCACAUUGCCAGUUACUCCAAAGCCCUACCAACUCUGUGCAGUCGUGCGCUAGCAGGGCCAGUAGCUCCCUCCUGCCCCCAGAUUGGGCUGAUUCAUGUUCAAUAAACAAGUUCUGUAGCCUCAA